UAUUCUUUCUUUUCCUUUCUGUAUUACCUUGUUUGUCUGUGUAUUAGACAUGGUAAUAAAGGUGAGGUUUAAGUAGUGGGAGGACGUUACAAAAAGAUAAAGAAAGUGCUGCUCUGCCUGAGAAAGCCAGAGUAAAAAAGCUGAAAGAUUUGUCUUGGAGGUGGAGUCAGUGUCGAUCAGGGGAGGGUGAGAAAAGAAAGCUUUGAACAUGUGCAGAGCAGUGUGAGGACACAGCUUCAGAGCUGAGAGAGACUGAGAAAGGGUGACAGAGGAGUUUUUUUACAGAGAGGCUGCUGAAGCACAAGGCUGUGACACAAAAAGGAAGUGAGAUAACAAGCUUAGGAAAUGACAGUGUGAAUUAUUUGUUGUCACUCUGCUCAGAAUACAGGGAGGCCUGAAAACAGAAAUGAAUGGCGAUGGCAGCAAACAGCGAUAUGUGUCAACCUUCAAGAUACAGAUCAAGCCACCCUGCGCAGCACCUGCACUGGCAAAGGAGCUGCAAUGUAAUGAUACCAGGACAUCAGACAAGUCAUCUUGCACAGGUAAGAGCAGAAUUAAGCAGAGGGAGAGAAAGGAUUAAUAAUUUAGGUGGGUGUGUUUGUGUUUGACAGAGCUUAGCCUGGUAGUAUUUCUCAUGUUUUCACUGUCAGCAUUUCAAAAGACAUGUCUGAACAUGGUGAUUACUCAUGAUAACACCACUAAAACACAUUGAAAUCGUUUGGUAUAAAUGCAGAAGAGUUAGAUCAGAUCAAACAGUGCAGGAGCUUGAAGUUAAGUUCCAGUUAUGUUUUUUAGAGCUUUGACCUUGAAAUAUCGGCUCUGAUAUAUCUGAUAAAGUGCUCUUCUAUUUUUUACACCUUUUCAGCUAAAAUAAAAUAAAAAGUUUUAGGGGUUGAGCCAAAUGACCCUCCAUAUAAACCCCCACUCCCACCCUGCUGCAUUGUGCUCCUGUUUUUACUGUUUUUACUAUUUAUUAUGUGUAAAUAAGAACAUAUAUCUUUUAUACAUACUUUUAUUUAUUGUUUUUUAUUCCACUACCACUCUACCUCCAGGAAGUGCAAUAUUACUCACCAUGCUGCUAUUUUACCCUUAGUUUUUAUUGUUUCAAUUUUUUUCUGUACAUGAAAUUAAACACCAUCAUGCUCUGAUAUGGAAGCCAAGCUACGACAUUUCAUUGCAGAGAGAAAUCACUUUUUAUUCUGUGCAAUGACAAAUAAAGAAAGUCUAAGUCUAAGUCUAAACAUUUUUAAAGAGUAUGUUUAAAAUCCUAAAACAGCUUUGUUCUGUUUUUUUUUUUUUUUUUUUUGAAGGUCAGCAGAACAAGGACUUUAGCCCCUUUCACAGCAUCUUUACAAUGUCAGGAAGUGAUACAAACAGCCUUGAGCUGACUUCACCGCAGUUUCGUUUUUGACCACAUUACGGUUUCAAAGCAGAUCUGUCUACAAUCUCACAGUUCUGCUUGAAAGUAGACCAAAGGGUCGUAAAGUCGUGACAGGUGUGAAAACCUCCCUCUGAGUCUGUAUGACCCAAAAGGGUUCACUUCAAAGACCCAUUCAGUGACUGUUCCCGCAGACUGUCAGUGGAUGAAAAUAAGUAUGAAAAUAAAGUUGUAUGUCUCAUUACCAUAUCCUGUAAAUGCUUCGUCAUCGCACAACAAACUCAAACACAUAUGUUGUUUUUUUUCACACGUUUGGGUGAGACACCAGACAUCCUUUGACGAGCCACUAGUCUGUGAUGAUAUGUGAUAGUGUUGGUGAUACCACUCGGUGUCAGCCUGCAGACCUGAUAAUGUGCUUUUGAUCCACAAGACUUUGCUGAAUCAGGGGGAGCGCAGGAAAAACCUCCCCCGUGCCACAAGCAAGGAUUUUAGUCAAAUUAAUGAAAGGCUUCUCCCUGUUAAAAAACAAAAUACCACAGUCCAGUAAUCCUGAGCUGUAAAACUAGCAGCAGAGCAGACUCUCCUCGCUUGAAAGAACAGACCAGUGGUUAAGUAUGGGAUGUAAUGUAAAGCAGGUGAUGUGAUACAUUCCUUCCCUCAUUCCACACCUCUCCUCCAAAUCCAGGGCCACCCACACCCUCCUCGUGUGAAGACCUCUAUCCACCAGUCUUCAUAGAGACCCUGAAGGACUGCUGUGUGGACGAAGGAAAUGACAUCACCCUGCGGGGGGUUAUCAGCGGAAGUCAGCCUAUCAAAGUGUCCUGGCUGCACAAUGGUGAGCAAGGUCAAGUUAUACAGCUAAAUCUCCAUCUGCGCUUCCUGAAGCGGUGGCAUGCCUCUCUUCGCUUCUUCUACCACUGGUGUACUGGUUGCACUGGGUUAUAGAAUGCAGCUUACUUUUUAGAGGACAACAUUUUAUGGUAAUGAGAAGUAACUUGAAUGUAAAAACCUUGCUUGAGAGAAAUUUCUUUGAUGUGUAUUUUCAAUUCAAAUUUUGACCCAUACCGCCAUAUUAAAAUGGAGGAAAGGGGACUUAAGUAUGGUGACCAUACUCUGAAUCCCCCAAAAGAGGACACGACUACAUGGGGGCAGAGCCAUGAAGUUGCGUGUAGUUAAUUUUGAGAGUUAUUCAGGUCAGAUCUAGAGUCUUUUGUGCACUUCUAAGUCAGUAAGUCCACACGACACAAAAUUGAAACUUUCAUACAAAACUCUGGACAUUGGAAGGAUUUUAUAAACUUCCCCAGACAAGGCCGGACAGCGCCCAAAUAAGAGGACAUGUCUGGGUAAAAGAGGACGUAUGGUCACCCUAACUUUAGGAUCUUCACUACUGCCUUCAGGUUCACUUUUUGGAAGCUAUCAGGUUGUCCAUCUUGAACACAGUGAUACCUGUUUUGUUCGGCCUUUACAUCAAAUUGAAAUAUUCUUUAUGUUGUUUGCAUAACUUUUAGCGACACUUGAUAUAACAUUCAUUAUAAUUCAAGUCAUUCCCUGUUGUUGCCUUUUCAAUUUCUCCUCAACCAAUGGUUCACUGGUAUUUAUCUCUUCGUUCCUCACUUAUUUCCCUGUAAACUACUUUGUAUUUUGUGCAUGUUUUUGUUUCCUGAUCUUAUGCAGCUGUCUAACCUCUGCCUGACAUUUGUUUUAACUUGAAUUGCUUGUGUAAAGCAUUUAAAAUGACAUAUCUGCUGCCGAGUUUAAAAGGUCAGCAGCAGCUUAUCUCUCGUCCUACACUCCUUCCUUCCUCACGUGCUUUCUCUUCAUGGCUGUUUGCUCCUAUGGGCAGGUGAAGUAGCCCGUUAUGGGAAACCUUCCUUCAAUGGCAGGGAGAUGACUUUUAUGGUCAGGGAGUGCUUACCUGAAGAUGCUGGUGCCUACACUUGCCUUGCAGAAAACAGCUCAGGGAAGACCUCCUGCUGUGCUGCUGUGUUUGUUAAAGGUGAACAACUUUCUGGACCUUUGGGCUCUGCCUCUUGCAAAAUUUAAGUUUAUCCUAUCAGUAACUUUAAUCGCAAGAAAAAGUUCGCCAAAGUUUCAUUUCUGCUGCGUGUUUUCCUUUUCCUCUUUCUAUUAACCAAUCCAGAUUUUGAAACCAUCCACGGUGAACAGAACUAUCUCUCAAAGGAACCAACUUCUGCAUCCAAGAGCAUAACACAGAACGGAGGGCCACCAUGCUCCUCCACAGGAUCUAUUUGUGUGUCCCCUACAGGCUCUGACAAGCUCAGCCCAGUUGCAUGCCCAAAAGGUAAACAUAUACAUUUAUUUCACAUUGAUGGUUUCAUUUCUCUGUAGCAUUUAAGAGUUGAUAUGUUGAGUUACACAAGUCAGUUUUCUCCUUGCAAUGUUGAGAUGCACCAGGAAAAUAACUGGGCCUCUGUGCAGCUGAUUUAACCUCCUUCACUAAUCCAUGUCACAUGUGAACUGAGAAGGAAGCGCAUCAUUUCCAGUCUUCAUAUGAUUGGCUCUCAGGCAACUUUUGUAUCAGUCAGGAAAUAUAGACUUCCACAACAAUACAGCUUUUAGUUACAUCCUCUUGAGGUUCUCAGUCCCAAGAGAACUCCAUGUAGGGUAGCGGACAGUGCACAUUAGAGAAGGGCCACACCUCUAUUCAACCCUACUAAAAGGCUACCUGUAUUUUGUAUGUUUGUGCAGAAGUCAUACCAAAGAAGAGAGCCAGCUCAGCGACAGGUAAGACAUGCACACACUCAUUCACACAUGAGACACAAGAACUCCUUUCCUUCCGUUUUCACCAAAUGAUAAACCAGCACACUCAUCUCUAUAUCAUCCACUCACACCUACUUAUUGUGUAAAUAAGUAUCAGUAUAUUUCAGUGUGGGACAAUAAUGUGUUUGUGAGGCUUUUGUACAUCCUAAAAUGUUCCCAUGAGCUUCUUAACCUUAGGGUGAGGGGUGCCACAAAAAAAAAGAAAAAAAAAAUUAAACAGUGAAGGUCAAAUGUCUGUUAUGUAAGCUCUGAGUUGUUGUUUUUUUAUUUGAGGAGUUUUGCUAAACAUAAUUUUUUUCAUAACUUAGCAAUAGACAGUUUGUUAAAGAAGCUAACUCUUAAUAAUUCCGGUAUUCUUUUAUCAGAUUGUUUUCAUUCAAAUUCACCAUCCUGAUGCCAAAUUAUUUGCAUAUAGACAGUGUGAGAGGUGCUACUAACUCUAGUGCUCAUAUAUGGAGUUUUCGAGGUUUAUGUAAAGUGCAGGAACAUCAGUCAACUAUAAGAUAAAGCGGACUGAAGUAUGUUUGCUUGCUUUAAAGAUUACUGUCAGAGUAAACAGCUGUGCAUGUUUGGAGCAUGGAAAUGGGAUGUGAGCUGUCUUCAAAUAACAUAUGAACUAGAUUAACAAUGUUUAGCUUGCAUGAUUACACAAGGACUGGUUAUAUGUCACCUGUGUUUUGCACUUGUUUCAACUUGAGACACUGGGUCUGCUGUGUUGCAUGCUACAAUAAUAAGGGUCUCGAGGGGAGUGACACAAUUCCAGUUUAACAGCCCGGCAGCAAAAACCACACAUCGCAUGAUCUCAUCUUAGCACCAAACAUUUUCUGUUUUCCCGUCUUUAUCUUAUACUCACACAGUUCUCUGGAGAGUCUCCUACAAUGAGCUGACAGACUCGGAGUCAAAACACUAACUUUGUUUUGUCUUUACAGGAACACCGUUACACUUCGUAAACCCUCCACAGCACGUCAACGCAGAGGUGGGACAAGCUCUCAGGGUGUCGUGUUUUUUCAGCGGCAGCCCUCCUGUAGUGUCAUGUUGGAUUAGGAACAAAGAACAGGUGCUGCUGCCACUUUGAGGCUGGUUUACAACAUAUCCACUUUCUGACACUGCAGUUGGCUCUCUGUGUCUAACUUCCUUUCUCUGUUCUUUAAAUUUGCAGGUCAUAGAUGGUCCAGAGUGGUGGGUAGAAAACACCGAUCAGAGCAGCACACUUGUAAUAGAAAAGGCUAAACCACAGCAUACUGGUCGAUACACAGUGGUGGUGAAGGACCGCAAAAGCUCGGCUCAACAUAUAUUCACCCUAUCUGUUGUGGGUAAGACAACACACAGGUUACAGGAUAUUUUUAUGGGGCAAUGAGAUGCAAAUGAAACACUGCAUAUCCGGACAUAUAUGUAGGGCUUGUUUCUGUUUAUGUGGCUGUUUUGGAAAACUUGUUGCAUCAUGUUCCAGUGUUUUUGGGGUUGUUGUAUAUCUGAUUUCUUCUGUUCAAUUUUUGGGGGUAAUAUCUCUUUAUUGUCACUGUAUUUUUCUAGUUUCUCCAACACUCUGUUCUUAAUCCAUCAUCCCUCCAGAGAGGCCACAGCCUCCUGCCUCCUGCCCUGUGAUUUCCCUCACCUCCGCCACCAGCCUUGUGCUGUCUUGGUCAGGCCCCUGCUACGACGGCGGUAGCGCUGUCCUGGGUUAUGUGGUCGAGGUAAAAAAACAAGGACGCAAGGACUGGAGGGAGCUAACAGCACAGUGUACAAGUACAUCAUAUAGAGUUGGCUCUGAGCUGCAGCCUGAACAGGAAUACAGUUUUAGAGUGAGGGCCUACAACACAGUUGGAGUAAGUGAGCCUGGACCAGAGUCACCAGCUGUAAGGAUGGAGCAGAAAGGUGAGCUGGAAUCAAAUUUUGAUCCUUUUUAUUCUUAUUUUGGAGCUGACUCUUAAUCAACUUCUGUGUCUUUUUGUCAAGAUUUAGCCAAAUCUAAAGAAGAGGAGCCCCCUCAAGAGUAUACAUCUGUCACUAUUGAUUCUACUCAUAAAGUUACAGAUCACUACAACUUGCUUGAAAAACUGGGCAUGUGAGUAUCAGUCAGGACCAAACUCCAUUUUCACAAACAUAUUUUUAGGAUCAUGUAAGCACUUUCUUUAGAAAUCCAGAUGAACAAGUAAACUUGACACUUUGAGGCAAAGUCCGGAGGCGAGUCACACGAAAAAGUGGGCUGUCCUGCCGGGUUCCUGCCAAGUGCAACAGAGUAGGGAUUUGAAUACAAGCGUGUAGAGACAUGGUUCCACUGUAGAACACAACAGAUGUACAGUGAUCAAAUUUAAGGUCACCAUAAGUCAGAGGCACAACAUGCAAAGCGUUGACGGAUGAGUAUCAAAGGCCUUCGAUAUAAGCCCUGUUCACCUGGCAUAACAUAAAUAUUCCAGAGACAAAAAUGACAAAACGUGUCUUUGUUUACUCAGGGGAAAAUUCGGCCUGGUGUUUAAGCUAACCCACAAAGAAACUGGACGUGUGUGUGCGGGCAAGUUCUACAAGGGCAGACGUGCAAAAGAGAGGGAGGCUGCUCGCAAAGAGAUCGAGCUAAUGAAUGACCUCCACCACCCCAAACUGGUCCAUUGCCUUGCUGCAUACGACCACAAGCCUGAGAUGGUCAUGGUCAUGGAGUUGUGAGUAUUACUAUGAAAAAGCCUCAUGUGGCUGAGUUCUCAUUUUAUACCAGGAGGUCCAACGACAGGAACUGUUUUUAUGCAGCAUUGCAGGUGGAGAGCUUUUUGAGCGCAUUGUGGAUGAUAACUUUGAGCACACAGAGCCAACCAGUGCACACUACAUGCAGCAGAUCCUAGAGGGGAUUGCUUACAUGCACCAGCAGAAGAUUGUCCACCUGGAUCUGAAACCUGAAAACAUAGUGUGUGUUGACACCACUGGAACCUCCAUAAAGAUCAUCGACUUUGGAUUAGCCAGCAAGAUUGGUAUGUGACAUGAAACUCUGCAAAUAUAAACUUGUCGGUUUGACUUAUGCUUCAACUCCAGAUUACAAAACUCUGUGAUUUAUCUUGAACAGAUGGGCAGACACCUCUUAAGGUGAUGCAUGGGACUCCAGAGUUUGUGGCACCUGAGGUGAUCAGCUAUGAGCCUGUUGGUCUGGCCACUGACAUGUGGAGUAUUGGGGUCAUCUGCUACAUAUUGUAAGUCCCAUUUCACCCUUAAAAACCUUUCUACCUCGGUGGAGAUAUGAGGCACUUUAAGAAAAAUGCUUUCCUGCAGAUACUUUGAUUAUCACACGAGGUAGCUGCUAAAAUAACUUAAGCACAACCAGGCAAAGUUAAGCUAGCCUUGUCCAAAGGUAACAAAACGGACAUAUCUUCAUCCUCAAAGCUGUUGCUUAAGUUUAUAGGAGCCAAAAAAGCCUUGCAAGUGAUGUUGACUGUUUGCAUUCAGAGGUCUUAACUGAAUUUUGCUGCCAUCUAGUGGACAGAAUAUAUAACAGCCAGUUUAAUGCCGCUGCUGCCUCUCUUUCUCUUUUCUCCAGGUUGAGUGGCGAGUCUCCGUUCCAGGGCAACAGUGAUGCAGAGACCCUGGCCUUGGUCACAGCAGCCCAGUGGGAAUUUGAUGAUGAGAGCUUUGAUGAGAUUACUGAUGAGGCCAAAAAUUUCAUUAGCUCCUUACUCAACAAGGACUCAAGGUGAUCUUGUCAAUGUAAACUUACAGUAUAUCAGACCCUCCUCUUUUAUUGCACCUGACCAUGUAUAACUCUGAGUGUUUUCUAGACGGCGGUUAUCCUGUAAAGAAGCUCUCGCCCAUCCGUGGAUGGCAGCGUUUGACUCUGGAGAUCUCACCAACACCAAGAAUCUGUCCAAGGAGAAGAUGAAACGGUUCCUAGCAAGGCAGAAGUGGAAGGUGACAGUCAAGAACAGCACUUUUUGUUGUUUCUUUUGAGAUUCGGGUGUUUGUUCUUUUCUAGACUUUUUGUUUUUUUGUCUCAUAGAAAGCAGGAAAAGCCUUGUUAGCACUGAAGAGAAUGGCUCUGCUGUCUAAAAGUGACAGUUCAGGAUCUCCUACCAGCCCUGGAGAAGGUUAGACAUCAAGAAAUCCUCAGUCUUACACGUUUCAUGGUUUGAUUCUGAUACAAUUCCUGUUUUUUCACUUUUCUUUUGCCUCCUCUGGCACUAGACUCACCCCUGAGCCCAGAGGCACAGCACGCCCUCCAGGCCCUUGAGCACAGGAUGCACAGCCCACCUAAGUUUACCCAAAGCCCAGAAGACCAGACAGUAACACGGGGAUCCAGCGCCUGUCUCUCGUGUCACCUGGAAGGUACACAACUGCUUGCCCCUGUUUUCCGACUUGCAACUUAACCCAAAAGUUGACAUUUGUCCUUGGCCUAACCCCUCUUAUCUCCCCCGGCAGGAUACCCUGAUCCAGAGGUGGUGUGGUUGUGUGGUGAAGAGCCUCUGGCAGAGUCGCCAACCGUGCAGAUAGAGUAUGAUGAAGAUGGCAGCUGCACCCUGGUCCUUGCCAAAGUUGGCCCUGAAGAUGCAAAUGUUUACACCUGUAGAGCCACCAAUGACCACGGGGAAGCACUGUGCUCAGCCAAACUCACUCUUCUGAAAUAGAUUCAUGAACAUAUAUUCCUGAGUGCAUUAACAAGAUAUACUGAAUAUUCCUCUUUUCAUUUCACAUAAGAGCCAAACUGUGCUUCCUGUCAUGUAACAGGAGUUCUGAUAUAAUAUAUUAUUGUACAAAAUGAACAGACUAACUUUGUUAAAGAGCUACCCCUGUAGAUAAAAGCUGAUAUUUCCUUGCAGAGCUAAGUUAUGGUUUUUCACACUUUUUUUUUCAAACAGCUUAAAUAAAGACACAAUCCUGCACUUUGGAUGUAAUCCUUAGUAACAAGUCGUCAUCUUUUGUUUUACUGUGAGUUUGGGUUUCUAUUUUCAAUUGAUUUCCCUCUUGUUAGAAGAACGUGUCUGGGAAUCUUGAGUUUAUGUGCCAUACCAAAUCAUAUACAGAGUCACACAAACAAGGAGAUGUUUCCAUGACAAAAGAAGUCCACAAGGUUUUUGUUUUUGUCGGACACAUCUACAUUAAAAGGAUUCUUACAACAAUUUGUUACACUUCCAGCCUCCAAUCAAAUUUUUAAGACUCAAAUCUGGGGCUACAAAAUGCACCCUUAAUAGACUGAUACCAUUCUGCAACUCCAAAACUAAGUUCUACCAUCACUAAACCUUUGUACUGACAUACUGCACCCAAAAAUAGUAUAAAAUUGGAGUGUUAGCAGGUUUCAAUGAUACAAGGCCUGCUGUGUCCUCAGCGGCUCCCACAAAGUCUACAUGAACCAUCACCUAACUUAGUGACUUUAUCAGAUGAUGUUUGGUUGGCAAAGUUUAGACUGGGCAUUAUUGCAACUUAUUAGCCCAACUCCACAAACACUAGGCUGCACUCUGGUUUAGAAACCAAAGGUUCAACAGGUAUUACACUCCCAAUUCAAGCUUUCCCGUACUUAACUCUGAGUCCAAAUAGCUAACAUAAGUGUGUGUAAAAUUAUGAUAAAAACAGUUUUUGAUGGUUUGAAACAAUUCACACCUCUAUAUUUAACAGUGCAGACAAAUGUUAAUUCUUAAAAUUCAAAAUAAAAUCAAAGUCAUCAAAAAAUGUAUAUGCUGGCUAUGAAUUUGAUGACAGUAACUCAUAUCACAUCACCUGGAAUGGCAUGUGUAAUAUUUUGUUGUCACAUCUUUUAACAACAGUCUGUGAGGGUUUGGGAACUGAGUGGAUAAGUUUCUGAAGUUUUCCUCUGCUAUAGGAUUUGAACUGCUCAGCCAUUCAGCGUUGUCUUUGUUGUAAUUUUUCUUACAUUGUAGGCCAAUUUUUAAAGGGGUGAUAAGUUGGCUAGUUUAUCUAUAAGAGAUAACUUUAAUCCAGUUUUGAUUUUUGGUCUUUUCCUUUUUGUACUCAGAUUUCUCUAGAUUCUCAGUAUCUUUUCAUAUCAUGAAAUAUAUUUAUAGGAAUACCUCAUUUUCAUGUCAUCAUGCUGAAGAUUGUUGGAGCUUUAGAGGCACACAAGAGGACAAGUGCACCUCUUGUCUAUGCCAUUAAUACAUCAGUCUUUAAAUAAAAAUAUCAACCUGUGGUAUGGAAUAUAUUUACAGAUGAAAUCUUUCUGUGUAAACAAAGUAACAGAAAGAGCAUUCCAGUUUUUGUCUUUAUUAACGCUGAAGUUAAAGUGCAGUAAGAAACACUGUUCUGAAAUUGUUGCAGUACUUACUAAUGCAGUCUUACUUAGCAUCUUUACUUCAAUGCCACUCAGCCUCCCGGGUAUAUGCCCUGUUAAAUCCACUCAUGUCACUGAGCUGUUGCAACUUCACCCAAUAUGUUGGAAGAUGUCCUGUCAUGGGUAUUUUAGCAUUACACAACCUUUUCAGAGUAUUUUUGUCCUGUUUCAACGUGUUUCUUUUGACACAUGUUGCUGGCACCAAAUAUAGAAUGAGCAUAGACUUUUCAUGAAACAAAAAAAGACAUCCGUUUCAGCAGUUUUGAUGAGGCCUUUGAACUAUUUUCAGUAAGAUAUAACGCAAUAAAGUGGUUUACAAACCAUUAAAUUGCUUUUCAUAGACAUUUUUCACCAUGUCUCAACUUUUUCAGAAUUGAAAACAAGUCGUUGAGGUACCCGUUUUUGGUGGAAUCUGUCUCCAUGAAAAAGUCUGAGAGUAACCCUCUUCAACUCCAUUAAAAUGAUGUUUUCUUACAUAAGUAUGUGCUUUCAGAAACAAGAAAAACUGUCUAUUGAAAACAUAGCUGUUAAACAUAGCUUAAAGUCAGCAUGUUAUUUUAAGGCCUAAGGGUUUUGUCUGAUUUGAGUGUAAACCUGAUGCUUAUCUCCGUAUAUAAACUUACGUAAUUUAUCCAGCUGAGUCACCAUGAGACUGCCAAAGUAAGCAUGCUAUAUUAGAUACUGUUAUCUGCAUGACUCACAGGUUUAAAAAUUUCCUGAGUACUUUUAAUUCUAUUAACUCAGCUUGAUAAAGAUUUUAUUCAUUAAUGAUUGAUGUGAAGACUGAGGUCAUUCACAGUAAUCUGUUCACCCAUCAAAACUAUGAUUCAGAAAUCAAUCUUUAACAGGAUUAUUGCUCUGACCCUGCCACUCAUGCACUCUGUGCCAUUGCUCUGGUUUCUAUUGUGUAGGGUCGUGAUAUGCAUGGUCUACUUUAUGUAAUGCGCUUCAUAUAAAACAGUAAAACAGACUUAAAGUAGUUUUUACCAAAGGACUACAAUGAGGGUUGUUUACAAUAAAUCAGUCCUAUUUUCUAAAUCAAGCUUUUUGCAACUAUCACCUCCUGAGUUAUGCCAUCUUUUCUUAGAAGCUUAAUAGCAGGAAGAGAAAGAAUUAUCGACAGCAGUUCUGGGUCAUCUGCGCUGUGAUUAUGUAACUGUUCUCAAAAGUUUUGUUUUUUUUCUUCCUAAGCUGUGUCAAAGUAAACUAUUAUGAACAAGAUACACUUGAAACUAGAAAUCCUUCCUUGUGACAUGUCUUAACCAGUCUCUUGGGGAAAAGUAUUUCAACAGAAAUCAAACCAUAUUUAUGAGAGAUAGAUGUAAAAAUGACACACAGCCGAUGUUUACCAAAAUAAGAUCCUUUUAAUUUCACCAACAUGUAUAAAAUGCUUCACACGAAAGAGCCUUUAUGUCUUUUUGAUGUUUCAGCACUUAAUAGAAGUCUGUACGGUAUCCAACAUUAUCAAAAAAAAGAGAACAUCUUAGUUCAACAUGGUAAACUAAAGCCAUUAUCUUUAAAAUAAAUAUAAAUUCACAGGAGGGUACAUAAAUAACUUUGUAGCUUAAAGAUAAGUACAUUCCUUAAAAACUCAAGUUUAAGAUACAGUGAGUGCAAAUAGCGGAUAAACAUUUCCAUGUCAAUGAAAGUAGGUGGGAGGGGGUUUGGAUGUGGACUUCAGGGGGUGAAAGAGGUCUUCUCAGGUUGACCGUCUCCUUAAUGAUGCUCCUUGCUGGUUCCUGUAGAGUGUCGCAGCCCGUGAUUCAAAGGCACUGACCAUCUGCUUCACUACUUGAUCAAAGAAUACGCUGGCUAGCUGAGAGUGCAGGAGGGACCUGAACUCAAAUGACACCUAUAGAGGACACAGGAGAGGGACAAACGUGUAAGCAGCAGAGCAUUUAAAAGAUGCUCCCAUUGUUAGUUUUAUUCAUUUAGCAACAGAAACUAUCAGUUUUGGGGUUAUUUUCUUCAAAGAAACCACCUUAAUAGGGAUUUUAGCUUUUUUUUUUUUUUUAACAUCAGUCUACCUUAUUCAAGAUGUUCCGAGAGUGAACCACUUCCUGUUUGACUCUGAGCUAAUCCUAAGCCAACAUCAAGGUCAAACUCCUGCCGGCCGCUCUUUAACACUGUUCCUGUCUGAAGAGCUAUUUCAGUCCAGCAGUGACACUGGCCCGCUACACAGGGUUAAAUUUAGAGCAUAAUGAGAUUUUACUCAGCACUUCCUCUCAGCGCGUAGUAAUCCAUUCACAAAAGAACAGUACUGACUGUGAACCCUUGUCUGUCUAAAGCAUGCAAAAAGUUUUUCCGUUUUUUUUUAUUUUUAUGUAUUGUAGGAUGCAAACUUACAUAGAAGUCCACUUUGCAGGAGUCUUCCUUGUUCUUCUGGGGGGCAAAUCUCCAUAUUGUUUCAAGAUGGUUAAAGAGGGACCCGUCACUGCAGACAGCCUGUUACGGGAAAAAUACACCUUCUUAUCAAGUGAAAAUAAACACGUCUGUGAAUGGUGUAAUAAAAGCUUACUCAGAGCCUCUGUUGUCUGUGUUAUCUGCAGAGACAUAAAGUCAUCUGCUGAUGCAAACUAACCUCUCAUAUCUCAAGUGUCUCCUUAUCCUUAUCUGUUUUAGCAGUGAUCUUUUGUCAGCUUUCACUGACCAUGUAAAGACGUGCAGGAAAUGGACUACAGAAGUAAUGUUACUAAACAACAAAUGCAGGAGUUUAAAAAGUUUUUUAGGACCUACCCUGACUUGGUGGUUUGGGAUGCAGGUGACCUCAGAGCUGUAGCGCUCCAAGACUGGGGGGAACCCUAUUUCAAGCUCUGCCUGGUCGUUGCCACUUGGUCCCUUUGUGACCCGAGACUUCUUGCACCAGGGAACAAAGUGCUGAUACUGUUCCACAUUUGCCACCACAUCAUACAUCUGCUCUGGAGUAAACCUGGGAAUACAGUCACAUGCAGAAAGCCACGCACACAUUGAGAUGAUAUUGCCAUUUUAUUACCAUUUUUUUGGAGUUCCUGCUGCCCAGUAUUUUCUAAAUAAACAUCAAUAACUUUGUAAAAACUGUCUCUUCUAGUAAACUAUUGGAUAAUUUAUGUUAUGACACUCACCCUAAUGUACGGCAUUCAGUGUACUCCAUUCUGCGGGAGCUGAUUGGGGCAACCAGGUUGAUAAAACUGCGGCUUGGUGUUACAAGUGGGAUGGAUGGACAAAGAGGCAGGCUGUCCCUUCGUGUUGCCAAGACCCCACAGGAACCCACUUGUCUGUGGAGAAUAAAUGUGUGAACACAAAGAAUGAGAAGGGAAACCCAAUCUGGAAGGGGCCUAUGGCUUCCAGUUAUUAAUGUUUACUUUCCUUCAUAUCUAGUAUGAGUGAACUGGAAUAAAUAAAACGAUUUGUAAUCUUACACUAAUUUGGUCAGAUGUAAAACCAUCUAAAGUGUUAAAAUUCAAGCUGAAGAAAACUGAGCUGGAUUUUUUUUCCCUUAGGCUACAUGUAGUUUUUAGGAUGCCAAUUUCAAAGGUAAGACAGUGACAGAGUCCAGACAGUGUCAAUUAUAGUGGGCUGCCCACACACAUACAGCUCAAACACAGCAAAUAAAGUCUACUCUGCCACUACUAUAACACAUUUGCUCAAAGUUGUCUGUAGAAACCUCCAAAACGAAACCUAAAUACCAAUGCACAAAAUGAAAUACCUGUCCUGGGAGAGUCCCAUGACUCACCUGAUAUUGGCUCUUUUAGUAUUUCCCCUUAAAGCUUUCACAGAGUGGGCUUCAGACACAUCCAGCAGCGCCUUCAGGAGGAGAUGAGUCUUUUUGUUGGUCAUUGUGUCGACUAAUACUUGGAUGGUUCACGCGGGUACCUCGGAAGAUCGUGUCUCGAGUUGGCAGGUGGUAACGGCGGGACAGAGUCAGUGUUACCGGCUUUGCUCCACCUGAAGAGCUACACAAUUAGAAUAGCGGUGACGUAACAGGCGCCGUUUACUCUGGCCAAUCAGAGACGGGGUUUGAGAAAAUACAAAAGCUGACCUCCUUAUUUUAUAAAGGUGUGUCUUAAAUUCUUUGUAUGACCUUAAAUUAAAAAAGGACUUAAUCCGAGGUAUGAAAAUGAAAGGUUGAAUUUCCCUUUGGAGACCAAUCUAGGUCUAAAAAAUCUAGAUAGUAAUAGUGAGUAAACAGUUUGGUUCACACUAGCUGAGGAUGGUCAUGUCAAAGAGGCGCAUGAUGUCCUCAUGACACACCUGGACUUUGAUCAGAGAGUAAGCAGUCCCAGUUAUAGUGCCAUGAAAAUCAAACAAAAUCUAGUGCCUCUCACCAGAAAUGAUGUAGUAAAACUUGUCACAAUGGGAUUGUGUGAAAGUCAGCUCAAGAUUUCAGAUUCAAAAACGUGUUUGUGUAAGUAUUGUUUCUCUGCUAGUGCAAGUGCAGUGGUAAGGCGUUUAACAGCAAUCUUGACUAUUGCCACUACAAUGUCACCAUUUAAAGGGUUUUAAACUUAGCCUUUUGUAACGUCUUAUUUAACUCUCACAACACUAUUUUGCAUGAGCCUAUAAGAACUGAAAGGCUGAAAUCUGCGAGUGCUGCCGUGUUAAGCGUCUGAGCAGUGAUACAACCAGAACUGGUAGUGCAGGAUCCAUUUUUAGAUCUUCAGACUGGAAUUAGGGCACUUGAUCAGGGGUGGAUUUGAAAACAGAGGAAAUCCCAAUAUAGGUCGGAAACUUAACAUGUAAUCUUACACCUACUAGAGAAUCUAAAAAGGUUUACACGCAAGGCAGGGCUUGACAAAUAGUUACACAAGGGAUGGAUGAUGACCUCUCCCAUCUUACCCAAAGUGCACAGAGAAGCAUAUAAGAUCACUCAGUUAUUAUAUUUAUUAAUCAGUACAUGGCACCAUGGCACUGUUGCUCCUGAUUUUAACCUUCUCCGUGUGGAUUUGUUGUUCCACUACUUCAUUUCCUAUCUGGUCUAAUAACCCUUGGCAGAUAAAUCAGUCUUUAGCUCCAGUGUCAGCAUGUGUGUGGUUGAUGGACAUAUCCAGGGUGAAUACACCCUGCCUCUUGACUGAACUUGAUUAGUGGCUUAAGAAUUAUGUGGUGGAAAGACUUCUGAAGCAUCUGACCUCUAAAAUAAAAAAGCACAAGACUUCCUGUUGGACUCGAAA
Messenger RNA from Xyrichtys novacula (pearly razorfish), 15568 nucleotides. The record is from the annotation of a GenBank genome assembly. Lineage: Eukaryota; Metazoa; Chordata; Actinopteri; Labriformes; Labridae.